CUCAGCGAUUUCAGCCAUAAAGCUGUUAGAAUUUGUCCAAUGUGACUGCAUUGGGCGAGCGUUCGGGAUUAUUCAGACGGUCCUGCAGCAUUGCUAGAUUUCUUGUUGAAUCGAUAUCAAAUCUUGUACAGUUCAUGUUGCGUUGUUUGGCCAGAAACGCGUUUGAGUAUCCGUGCCCUGUGAAGGUUCAUCGAACACGAAAAACACGUUGUUUCACCGAACGGAAAAUCAACCAAAAACAACACGAAUGCUGCCAUAACCUCCCGGGAACCAACGACAGCCACUGACAGAAGCCGGAAUGAAAAUGCAGUUUCCAAUAGUUCUAAUUCUCCCAGGUCUGUGCUUCCUCGUCUGUGAUGGGCAAUCAUGCAACACGAGGCGAUGUCAAAUGACUGGUCUCUACCAGGAGCAGACCAGCUCUAUCAAUACUGUAGGAGUAUUGUACUACAGUUCAGGCACCAAACAGCACGCCCGUUGGCGAAACGUGACGUAUGGCCAGCAAGUCUCUGCACUGUUUUCACCGGAUUCACAAUGCAACAUGAUAGUCCGCUACGUGAACUUCUACAUUCAAGGAGGAUCAGACUGUCAAACAGAUAUUCAAAUUAUCCGCGGAGGGAAGAUGGAAACGUGGCCCCACAUCGCACGUUGUGGCCGAACGGCACAAAGUUGUCUUCGAUGGCAUGGUCUGGAUUCACUGUCAUCUAACCUAAGGCAACAGUGUCCGCAGCCAUCUCAAGUGAGAGUCUUCAUCAAACCAUUGGUGGUAAACUAUACAGCCCAUAAGUGCAGUGUCAGUGCAAACACGAUCAAUAUACCGAUCAUCCGUCUCUUCAUGGAAUACACGACAGAGGAAGAACCCACUACACUGCCACCCAACACACGUAGAUCUGUGCCGACAAAUGUCAAAGCAAGGCCUACAACAUCCAUGCAUAUACCAAUAGAACCUAGAAAUACACCCAUUUCACCGACUUUCAUUGCGCAAGAGCAGGCCACACAGCCUACAUCCGAGGUCCAAACAUCAAUUGGAAACUGGGCACUGAAAACAUCAUACAGUUCUACAGCUUCGUCUUCGAAUGCGAUCCACAUCAGACUCAGUCACAGUGGAAUCAGUUCCACAACCGCAGUGUCCAACACAGCAACUUCAUCCGCACAGAGAGAUGACUCCAAUCGCAAUGUACCAUCAACGCCAACAAUGACUGAGCUGGGAGACUCUCAUUGGCCAUCUGUACUCAGCCAAGGAGCCAUACUAGGCAUUUCAGUAUCACUCAUUUUCAGUGGACUCCUAUUGGCAGCGCUCAUACUACGUAGGUGUCGAUCUUCCAGGAGGCACACGGAAGGCAGGACAGCUCCCAAAACUGGUGAGGCGGGCCAGAGCAAUUCAGUAGACCGUCCAGAUGCGCCUGGCACCAGCACGCACGAGAUCGCCAUGUACGAGACUGUGACAAAUGAUGCUUCGAAACGCUGCGAGGAGCCAGGACCAACGCCAGAUAACAACCCCUCCAUUGUUCCGAUGUACGAGAGCAUUGGGUAUGUCAGCAGCACAAAUAAAUCGUGUAAACUCACUGAAAGUUUUGCCUAUGGAAUCGAUUCGGAUACCAAAUAAAAUAUGAAUUAUCGCAUAAUAAUAUUUAUGCUUUACAUGUCCCUUUUUAGCAUGCCCAAUGACAGUUUCGAUUAGCAACUCCCCACCCACCAUUUCCCUUUCCGAUACGCAUUUAUCACGGUGCCACUCUUAACGCAUUAUUCGCAUAUUCAUGGAUCUCUGUUCUCCCAAAUGACAUGAUUUUAGCUUCCCUGAUUAUAUUUCUUAACACUGGAUCACAGAAUUACACUGGAUGUACCGGGUGUCAGCGGCCGUUGUGAUCAACCUUCGUGAACGGAUACGAUGAUUUAUUCUCUUUUUACUCUCUUUUUCAAACCUUACAUGCUAACUGUGUAGUCUUCUUACCGCUCUUAUUAGGGCAUACUUUCACUUCACUCUAAUAUAGGUUUUAGUUCUCUCCUUCCUGCAAUAUUCGACUCACCGAGAAACUUCGCGCUUUAAAGGAGCCUCUUGAAGUCUUCGAAAGUAAUCUUCUUUAAGCUCCCCCCCCCCGUCUUUAACAAUAUGUAUUUUGUUCUGACUUUACGAGUCGUUAGACCGCAUGGUCUUCUCGGCUCGUUAUCGUACCAAUCCAGCAUUCCAUAAGGCCUUGGAAUUUGGUUUCAUGUUCGGAUCAAAGUCACUGACCUCCCCCACACUGGAAUUUCCACUGAUAUCAAUACUCCAAGUUCGAUGGCUGUUGGUUAGGGCUAUAGUGCAGUCAUUAAGCUGAAUUUCAUGUCGUAGAAUGUUCCACUACUCCUUGUCAAUCUGUUGAUAACAUUGUGCACGUCUGUUUGUCCAAAA
Messenger RNA from Sycon ciliatum, 2389 nucleotides. RefSeq lists its product as uncharacterized. The transcript has 5 exons. The record is from RefSeq and is a predicted model, not a curated record. NCBI's taxonomy places the organism in Eukaryota, Metazoa, Porifera, Calcarea, Leucosolenida, Sycettidae. The coding region runs from base 299 to 1603 and encodes 434 amino acids.